CCAGUUUGGUUUGGUUGUACGGGGAUGCUGGAGUGAAUAACGAGCGCUAGAAACAUCAGACGAGCCUCAGCCAAUCCGAACGCUCGCUUUUAGGAGGCAUCGAAGUAUCUAGCCACUCAGAGCGCAGUAUUUCUGUCGUUAGCAUCACCGGCAGCUGUUUGCGUUUCACGCGUUCUUGUGUUUGUCAGAUCUGACGCAGCGUAUUUCUCUCCGCGGGUCACCGUGCGCUCAGUACGCAGCAUCAGUCCGAGCUCAUCAUGCCUGACAGGGACAUCAAAUCUGCAAUCCGGCAUCCGGAGACAGUGGAGGACGUGUUUGAUCACACCUAUAAAGAGAAAGAAGGGCCCAAACCUGCCACCAUCAUAGUGUGGAGAAAUGUGAUUCUCAUGGCUGUCCUGCACGUCGGAGCUCUGUAUGGACUCUUCCUGUUUCCAUCCGCCCGUGUUCUCACGUGGAUCUGGUUUUUGGUGUGUUUUGUGUUCAGUGCUCUGGGCGUCACCGCCGGCGCUCACAGGCUCUGGAGCCACAGAUCAUAUAAAGCAUCAUUACCUCUCCGGAUCUUUCUCGCCUUCGCAAACUCCAUGGCCUUCCAGAAUGAUAUUUUCGAAUGGUCUCGUGAUCACCGCGUUCACCACAAAUACUCCGAGACGGACGCUGACCCUCACAACGCUGUGCGAGGCUUCUUCUUCUCUCACAUCGGCUGGCUCCUGGUGCGCAAGCAUCCGGACGUCAUCGAGAAGGGACACAAGCUGGAGCUCGGAGACCUGAAAGCCGAUAAAGUCGUCAUGUUCCAGAGAAGGUUCUACAAGUCUUCUGUUCUGCUGAUGUGCUUCUUCGUGCCGACGGUCGUGCCGUGGUACUUUUGGGGCGAGUCUCUGUGGGUGGCGUAUUUCGUCCCUGCCCUCCUCAGAUACGCUCUUGUGCUCAACGCCACCUGGCUGGUCAACAGCGCCGCGCACAUGUGGGGAAACCGACCCUACGACGUCAAAAUCAACCCCCGGGAGAACCGAUUCGUGGCCUUCAGCGCUAUAGGUGAAGGCUUUCAUAACUAUCACCACACGUUUCCCUUCGACUACGCCACCAGCGAGUUCGGCUGCAAGCUCAACCUGACCACCUGCUUCAUAGACCUCAUGUGUUUCCUGGGUCUGGCCCGAGAGCCCAAGCGUGUGUCCCGAGAGGCCGUGCUCGCUCGAGUCCAGCGCACCGGAGACGGCUGUCACAGGAGUGGCUAACCACCGCCCUCCGUUCAUCCCAACGAGCCGCACACCGGAAAACAGAAGGACGUCCGCUCCUCCGGCGACGGAGAGUCUCGACGCUGCUUCCGCUCUACCUUCACGUCAGAUGACAAAUGUUGUGUUUCCCAGUCUAGCCUGUGAAGCUUUAAUACGGGGAUCUGACCUGUUUGUGUAGCUCUUAUUCCGGCUUCCUCUUCUCGACAGCAGCUGUAGAUAUUUUCGAGUCCAGUCUGAGCUCACGUAGAUGAUGUGAUGUUCACUCAAUGCAGUGCCCAAAAACCCUGUAGCCCUCCCAGUCCUUUAUUGUGCGCGUCUUACCAAAUCUAACAGUGCAGUUAGGUAGAAUUUAAUUAAAGAUGCACAUCUAUUUAAUAUUGAACAGAUGCACCUUAACUGCAUCCGGACUACAUAGAGUUCUGAUGCAGAUAUAGUUUAAAAUUUCAUAAUAUUGCCAAUCUAUUUUGUUGCCAUACUUGCACAAAUGGUUCAUUCGGAGAAUUGCGUGAAUAGUUUGGAAUCUGUAGUCAUGAUUCGUGAUUUUUGGUGAAUUUUUGACCACACGGCACAAAUGCGACAAACAGCUGUGAAACGUGAGUUCAAUUUGAUGUCUAAUCUGUAAACACACUUACUUGAGUAACACUGAAUUACAUUUAACAGAAGGAAUCUGUCGCUGGAUUGAAUGGUUGAGCUUGUGUGAGAAUGACGGCGUGCAUUGAUUCCUGAUCGAAUGUGGAGUUUGGUUUUGUAUUGUAAUUAAUGGUGCAACACCAUGCUUAUCUUUCAAGUCCCAAUUUAAUGUUAAUAAAUCUUAUAAAUACGUCUGUGAGCAUGCUGUGUUAAUACAGAACUCUUUUCUACUGCAGAAUAAUACAGACGGAUUGAAUCUGUGGAUUCACAGUAAUUAUAAUAAUUCAUGUGUGUUAUGAAGCCAAAAGCCAUUGUGUUGCAUGCAAUCCGAAUUGGUGCAAACUGAGGUUUUUUUGCUCUAGUUCAAUCUGUAUGUUUAAUCAAACAUAAUGUAUUUUCAGAGUGCUAUUUUUCCAUGUUUGGAUUUCAUUUCACAAGUUGCUUGUAAUUAAACUGUUUGGUAACUUUAAAAGUAUUUGGAUUGCAUUUUCUUUGAAGACUUUAUACUGUAAAUCUCUCUCACCCGGGACACAGAUCGCCUUAUUUCUGACACUUGUGAGUCAAGAUGCCAAAAAUGCAGUUGUGAUAUUUCUCAUGCUGCUUGGAAAGAAGCCUUCGGCUCUUAAAACUAAAGUGAUGUUCCUGUUAGAGAUAACAGUCAGUAUAAACACUUGUUUAGUUAUCAUUUACUACAAAAUAAAGUCUCAAGCAAAGAU
Molecule: messenger RNA, 2578 nt
Organism: Carassius gibelio (silver crucian carp)
Lineage: Eukaryota; Metazoa; Chordata; Actinopteri; Cypriniformes; Cyprinidae
Product: acyl-CoA desaturase-like
Exons: 6
Coding region: 258-1232 (324 amino acids)
Biological process (GO): response to fatty acid; unsaturated fatty acid biosynthetic process
Cellular component (GO): endoplasmic reticulum membrane
Molecular function (GO): iron ion binding; stearoyl-CoA 9-desaturase activity; palmitoyl-CoA 9-desaturase activity
Source: RefSeq, a predicted model, not a curated record